Xenopus laevis (African clawed frog) is the source of this 3257-nucleotide messenger RNA. It is a transcript of the gene mfn2.S, whose product is annotated as mitofusin 2 S homeolog. The record is from RefSeq and is a predicted model, not a curated record. The coding region runs from base 363 to 2906 and encodes 847 amino acids. Gene Ontology annotation, molecular function: GTPase activity; GTP binding. Gene Ontology annotation, cellular component: membrane; mitochondrion; mitochondrial outer membrane. Lineage: Eukaryota; Metazoa; Chordata; Amphibia; Anura; Pipidae. The transcript is spliced from 18 exons. Gene Ontology annotation, biological process: mitochondrion localization; mitochondrion organization; mitochondrial fusion.
UAUUUCCAAAAUUUUGGAGGUAUGGGAUUCCCUCACACUGCCCCAACUGCCCUAAUACAAGUACCUAGGGACUGCUCCCACCAUAAAACUCACAGCACACAACACACACUCACAACAACAUGCCACCCCUAAAAUAUUGAGAACACACAUUUUUUAAACAACUUGCUCAGUGGCAUUAUGUUACUGUGAAAGUUGCACUCCUACAGUUUGACGAGACCACGAUACUGCUCUCCAUGGCCUCCCGCUUCUGGUUUCAACAUAUUCUACGUAACAAUGACGUUCCCGGAGGACAAAUCGCCAAUAUGAACUAGAGCAAUCCUACGUCUACUUUAGUACGGCCCUUACAGUUUGCAAAACACACUAUGACGCCGUUACAAUUCUUACUUCCUACCAAUGAACUACAAAUCCCAAAAAUACUUAGUGGUAUGGCUGCGGCUUUGUGCCGCCUCUCCUGUUUGACCUUUUUAUGUCCCAGCGGAGUGACAUCACUUGCUGGAUUCUCCUGUUUCCUAUGCUGUGAGCCAAUCAGGGCUGGAGGGUGCGGCUUAGCGCAGUGCUUGGGUAGGAGCUUAGUGCAGACUCUUUCCUGUGCUGUACCCUUCAGUGGAGGCCUGGGUUCUGUUGGGGAGAUCGCAAUGUCCCUGUUGUUUUCCCGUCCAGCAAUAAAAAUCAACACAAAGAAAGACAAAAGAUUCAUGGCCGAAGUUACUGCUUCCCCUCUCAAGCACUUUGUUACUGCCAAGAAGAAAAUCAAUGGUAUUUUUGACCAGCUUGGUGCCUACACCCAAGAGAGCUACAACUUUCUUGAAGAAACAUACAAGAAUGCAGAGUUGGAUCCAGUUGCCUCAGAAGAGCAGGUGCUUGAAGUUAAGUGCUAUCUGACCAAUGUUGCUGGCAUCAGUGAAGUUUUAGCCCGAAGGCACAUGAAAGUGGCUUUUUUUGGCAGGACUAGCAAUGGAAAAAGUAGUGUGAUUAAUGCAAUGCUAUGGGACAAAGUCCUUCCUUCUGGCAUCGGGCACACUACCAACUGCUUUCUGCGAGUAGAAGGGGCAGAUGGCAACGAAGCUUAUCUACUUACUGAUGGCUCAGAGGAGAAAAGGAGUGUAAAGACUGUAAACCAGCUUGCCCAUGCUCUGCAUCAGGAUGACCUACUGGAUUCUGGCUCUUUGGUCAGUGUUAUGUGGCCUAAUUCUAAAUGUCCUCUUUUAAAGGAUGACCUUGUGUUGAUGGACAGCCCUGGCAUUGAUGUAACCACAGAGUUGGAUAGCUGGAUAGAUAAGUUCUGCCUCGAUGCUGACGUGUUUGUGUUGGUUGCAAACUCAGAGUCUACUUUAAUGCAAACAGAAAAGCAGUUUUUCCAUAAGGUUAAUGAGCGACUAUCUCGACCAAAUAUCUUCAUCCUGAACAAUAGAUGGGAUGCUUCUGCCUCAGAGCCAGAUUAUAUGGAAGAGGUACGUCGCCAGCACAUGGAACGUUGCACCAGUUUUUUAGUGGAUGAACUGGGAGUGCUUGACAGAACCCAAGCUGGAGAUCGUAUAUUUUUUGUGUCAGCCAAAGAAGUUUUGAAUGCCAGAAUACAGAGAGCUCAGGGAAUGCCUGAAGGAGGUGGAGCUUUGGCUGAGGGCUUUCAAGCAAGAAUGUUUGAAUUCCAGAAUUUUGAGAGACGAUUUGAGGAGUGCAUUUCACAGUCUGCUGUUAAGACCAAAUUUGAGCAGCAUACAAAGAGAGCCAAGCAUAUUGCUGAAGUUUUGCGACAAAUAAUGGAGUCUGUCCAUGUUGCUGCUCAAGAGCAAAGAUGCUUGUGUUUGGAAAAACGUGAGGAGUUCAGGGAUCGUUUGGAAUUUAUUGAGAAACAAUUGGAGCUUCUGACAGAGGAUUACAAAUAUAAAAUCAAACUGAUCACUGAUGAGGUGGAAAGACAGGUUUCCAAUGCAAUGGCUGAAGAGAUUCGGCGACUUUCUGUAUUGGUAGAUGAGUUUCAGUUGGAUUUUCACCCUUCUCCAGUGGUCCUCAAAGCCUACAGAAAUGAACUUCAUAGGCACAUUGAAGAAGGUCUUGGAAGGAACUUGUCAGAUCGUUGCUCCAGUGUGAUUUCUGUUUCACUGCAAACCACUCAGCAGGAGAUGAUAGAAGGAAUGAUGCCUCUCCUGCCACCUACUGCAAGAACCCAAACAGAUUCAUUGGUUCCUCGACAAUGCUUUAAUCUCAGCUAUGACUUGAGCUGUGAUAAAUUAUGUGCAGAUUUUCAGGAAGAUGUGGAAUUUCACUUUUCUCUGGGCUGGACAAUGCUAGUGAACAGAUUCUUAGGGCCCAAAAAUGGACGACGAGCUUUGAUGGCCUACAAUGAUCAGGUACCUCGUGUAAUGCCUUUAACCCCAGUAAACCCCAGCAUGCCACCAAUGCCACAAGGCUCGAUGACUCAAGAAGAACUUAUGGUUUCCAUGGUAACUGGACUGGCUUCUUUAACGUCUCGUACUUCCAUGGGAAUACUUGUGGUAGGAGGAGUAGUUUGGAAAGCAGUGGGGUGGAGACUCAUUGCUCUCUCAUUUGGCCUCUAUGGACUACUUUAUGUAUAUGAGCGCCUUACUUGGACAAAUAAAGCAAAAGAAAGGGCCUUCAAACGACAGUUUGUGGACUAUGCUGCAGAGAAACUGCAGCUAAUUGUCAGCUACACUGGUUCCAAUUGCAGCCACCAAGUUCAACAAGAGCUCUCCAGUACAUUUGCUCACUUGUGCCAGCAAGUAGAUGUAACAAGGGAAAAUCUGGAACUAGAUAUUAAUGUUCUGAAUAAAAAGAUUGAAAUCCUGGACAGUCUACAGAGUAAAGCAAAACUCCUAAGGAAUAAAGCCGGCUGGCUGGACAGUGAGCUUAAUAUGUUUACACACCAGUACCUACAACAGAGUUGAUAUUGUAAUUACAACACCACAGAAGACAAAAAAAUCCUUUUCACAUACCCUGUAAAGACUGCAGUGUAAAGUAUUUUUUUCUGUAUUUGAUAUUGGAUGUUUCCCAACUACAGUUAAUUUCACAUGGGCUUUAAGGAAAAAUAUGUUUUAAGAUCAUUGCCAUUUCUUAACUCUUUCCUGGUUCGUGUAUUUUUCUGCUGUAUGUUUCCAAAAGCUGCAGUGUGUUAAGGUGGAGAUGAGUCCAAGAAGGCAUGUGGGUUAUCAUUUUGUUCCUCUGCAUCUGCCAUAUAAACGCUAAUCAUUUGCAACAGAGUAUUUCAAAGCAAGUACAGAAUUAAACCUGUGCAAUAU